GCUUUUUUAUUCUUCCCUCGCACUAUACUCGGUAACAAUGGCCGUUACCAGUAACCAACAACUUGUCUUCUGCCCUAGAUCUCGUAUUACCUGGGAUCAGCAUCACUUUAUCGAUCUCGCUCUUUACCGUCUGAUCCGAUGCUUAUUUACAACCAAUUUCCUUUUUACAUUUGACCUACCAUACAUUGUAGUGGUGAUUCUUCAAAAAGUUGAAGCUUUCGGGAAUCCCGAAGCGAAGCCGGGUGCACACUGCACAGAAGGUAACAAACAACAUCAGAAAAACCCCAGAUAAUCCGGAACAUAGUCCCUGAUUAAGACCACAAUGGUGAGAAAACUAAUAAACCAGCGUUCAAUCAGGUGGGUAGCGUAUAACUAGUCUAGUGAUGGUGCUAGCAUCUUCGAUCCCGGCCACGCUUCAGCCUUUAGUAGUAGUUCUUCAUUAUCGUCUAUAUUAUUGCCCACUCCCCAUAAUGUGUACCUGACCUAUACCAAUUAGUACGCAGUACCUUACCUACUCAUGGAUCCUGCAUUGCUGAAUCUAGAAAUCUCCCACGCACAAUAAAUAGUUACGGUGUAGAAGCAUGACUCAGAGUAGACGCGGACCGUAAAAGGGCGAGAUGGUGAGGGAGCCUAUGAGUUGA
Aspergillus eucalypticola CBS 122712 is the source of this 641-nucleotide messenger RNA. RefSeq lists its product as uncharacterized. NCBI's taxonomy places the organism in Eukaryota, Fungi, Ascomycota, Eurotiomycetes, Eurotiales, Aspergillaceae. Bases 38 to 292 code for a protein of 84 amino acids. The record is from RefSeq and is a predicted model, not a curated record. The transcript has a single exon.